Eucalyptus grandis is the source of this 1815-nucleotide messenger RNA. RefSeq names its product disease resistance protein RPM1-like. The record is from RefSeq and is a predicted model, not a curated record. The transcript is spliced from 4 exons. Bases 1 to 1815 code for a protein of 604 amino acids. Gene Ontology annotation, molecular function: ADP binding. NCBI's taxonomy places the organism in Eukaryota, Viridiplantae, Streptophyta, Magnoliopsida, Myrtales, Myrtaceae.
AUGACUUCCGCAGUGUUCUCUUUGGUCGAGAAGCUUGCCAAGUUGGCUGAGAAAGAGGUGAAACUAUUGAAAGGGGUACGCGAAGAAAUUGCAUUCAUCAAAAGAGAGUUUGAGCACAUAAAGGCCUUCUUAGCAAGUGCCGAGUCGUCACAAGAAGAUGACCUUGAGUUGAAGGUAUGGGUGAAAGACAUCAUAGAGGUUGCAUACGACACGGAGGAUAUUCUGGAUGAAUUCACACUCAAGUUGGCAAGAGACCAUGGGCAUGGGUUCACAGGGUACCUUCGCAAGAUCAAGUCAUCCAUACAAAACUUGAAAGCACGCCAUCAUAUCUCCUCCAAGAUAGCUGAUAUCAAGUCAAGAGUCAGCAACAUUGGCGAAGGGCAUCAGCGAUACCAUUUCAAGUCUUAUUGCACAGAGCAAAGUGUGAGCACAUUCACCGGAGGCACCUCAUGGCACGAUCUCAGGGAGGGCGCUUUUCUAGUCGACGAAGGUGAGUUGGUGGGGAUUGACGAGCCUAGAGAAGAGAUUGUCAAGUGGCUUGUUGAUGAAGAACCCAGACUUGAAGUUGUAUCAAUCUUAGGGAUGGGGGGUUUAGGGAAGACUACUUUGGCAGGACAAGCCUACAACAAUCAGCAAGUAAAAGCCUACUUCCAAAGCCAUGCAUGGAUCAAUGUCUCACAGUCUUACAAGAUUGAGGAUAUUUUGAGGGACAUGAUUGUACAACUUCAUAAUGAAUUUGAGCAACCAAUCCCUCAAGGAAUCGAAAUCAUGAGAAGCAUGAGUCUCAAGCAAAUGGUGAAAGACUUUUUGCAGCAAAAGAGGUAUGUCAUUGUUCUAGAUGAUUUAUGGGACAAGGAAGCACUAGAAGGAGUAUUUCCAGAGGAUCAUGUGAUUGAGUGUGCGAGACUCAUCCGUUUGUGGAUUGCAGAAGGGUUUGUUGAGGAAAGAGAGGGGAUGACACAAGAGGAGGUUGCUCAAAGAUACCUGAAGGAGCUUAUAAACAAAAGUUUGAUUUCACACCUUCUCGACCAUUUUGUUCUAUUACGGGACUUUCGGCUCCCAAGGCAUUGGAGCAUUGGUAGCACUGCAAAACUAUGCUAUGUAAAAGCUGGAGGUGAUCGGAGCAAGAAUACAAUGCAAGAGCUAGGAGAGUUAUGUCAACUAAGGAGACUGGGUGUAAUGGACUUGAAGAAAGAUGAUGCAAAGGAACUAUGCCACUCCCUCAAGAAGAUGACCGACCUUCGAUCACUAGUGGUGGUUGCAGAAAGUGAGUAUGAAAGUGCGUUUGAAAUGGAGCAAAUUAAAAUCGAGCCCCUAAUUGCUCUCCAGAAUUUGCCCAAUCUCGUGGAGCUUGAAUUGGAUAAUGCCUUUGAUGGAGAAAAAUUGGUUUUUGAGGAUAGAGGGUUCCUAAAGCUCAAGCAAUUAAGCCUUGCUAAUCUUGAAAAUCUAAGAUUUGUGUUGAUGAAUGGUCAGGCAAUGCCUUGCCUCCAAAGUCUCUUCAUUUACAAAUGCAAGCACUUGGAUUGGCAAUUGUUACUAGUUGUCAUUCACAACCUCACCAUCCUCAAGUAUCUCCAAUUCCGUGAGAUACCAGAAGAAUUUGCUCUUGCGUUCUAUCCAUACAGUAGCAGCAAAAUGAUGAGGGAGGGUAUUAUGCAAAAGUGCUAUGAGGAGGUGAUGGAACGUAACCCUAAAGUUUACUUCGUUUGGUGGGAAGAGGAUCACUGGGAGCUAUAUGAUCUAAGCCUCGAUUCCUAUAAUGCCAUCAAGGGUAAGGUGAUGAGCUGCGGUGACGUUCUUCCUAAAGUUUCAUAG